Pieris macdunnoughi is the source of this 4935-nucleotide messenger RNA. The record is from the annotation of a GenBank genome assembly. NCBI's taxonomy places the organism in Eukaryota, Metazoa, Arthropoda, Insecta, Lepidoptera, Pieridae.
AUGACGAAUACCCCGAUGAGGUUGGUGAGCCUUCAGCUGCGUGUACUGAUCCUUCUGCUUCCUCAAGAACACACGAACCACAUAUUGGGUGACUAUGGCGAGCAAGAUGCCGUUCUCCCGAAGAAGAGAUCACCUGUUUAUCCGAGGACAGUGCACGGUCAGGAGAGGCCGUAUAAGUAUUGCGGUAAUGGUGUGUUCCUGAGGCCAGCAACCUUGAGAAGCGGGCCUCGGCAGACGUGCAUCCUGUGCGCGUGGCGGGCGCUGUUCCGGAAGAUGUGUUCUUUGAACACAUCAGACGCAGUCCUGGUUCACGUUACUAACGUGGGAACUUGUACAAGUUCAAAUUUCGAUGACGAAUACCCUGAUGACGUUGGUGAGCCUUCAGCUGCGUGUACUGAUCCUUCAGCUUCCUCAAGAACACACGAACCACACAUUGGUGACCAUGUCGAGCAAGAUGCCGUUCUCCCGAAGAAAAGAUCACCAGUGCAUCCGAGGACGGUACAUGGUCAGGAGAGGCCAUAUAAGUAUGUAUGCAAGUGUGUGCCUUGCUGGUUGAAACGGACUGCCAAUGUAGUGCGGUCAUGGUGUGUUCCUGAGGCCAGCAACCUUAAGAAGCGGGCCUCGGCAGACGUGCAUAGGGUGCGCGUGGCGGGCGCUGUCCCGGAAGAUGUGUUCUUUGAACACAUCAGACGCAGUCCUGGUUCACAUUUCGAUGACGAAUACCCUGUUGACGUUGGUGAGCCUUCAGCUGCGUGUACUGAUCCUUCAGCUUCCUCAAGAACACACGAACCACACAUUGGUGACCAUGUCGAGCAAGAUGCCGUUCUCCCGAAGAAAAGAUCACCAGUGCAUCCGAGGACGGUACAUGGUCAGGAGAGGCCAUAUAAGUAUUGUGUGCCUUGCUGGUUGAAAGGGACUGCCAAUGUAGUGCGGUCAUGGUGUGUUCCUGAGGCCAGCAACCUUGAGAAGCGGGCCUCGGCAGACGUGCAUCCUGUGCGCGUGGCGGGCGCUGUCCCGGAAGAUGUGUUCUUUGAACACAUAUCAGGCGCAGUCCUGGUUCACAUUGCUAACGAGGGAACUUUUACAAGUUCAAAUAUGAGAAUGUGUUGCGAUGACGAAUACCCCGAUGACGUUGGUGAGCCUUCAGCUGCGUGUACUGAUCCUUCAGCUUCCUCAAGAACACACGAACCACACAUUGGUGACCAUGUCGAGCAAGAUGCCGUUCUUCCGAAGAAGAGAUCACCAGUUUAUCCGAGGACGGUGCACGGUCAGGAGAGGCCGUAUAAGUAUGUAUGGACUGCCAAUGUAGUGCGGUCAUGGUGUGUUCCUGAGGCCAGCAACCUUGAGAAGCGGGCCUCGGCAGACGUGCAUCCUGUGCGCGUGGCGGGCGCUGUCCCGGAAGAUGUGUUCUUUGAACACAUAUCAGGCGCAGUCCUGGUUCACAUUGCUAACGAGAGAACUUUUACAAGUUCAAAUUGCGAUGACGAAUACUCCGAUGAGGUUGGUGAGCCUUCAGCUGCGUGUACUGAUCCUUCUGCUUCCUCAAGAACACACGAACCACACAUUGGUGACCAUGUCGAGCAAGAUGCCGUUCUCCCGAAGAAGAGAUCACCAGUUUAUCCGAGGACGGUGCACGGUCAGGAGAGGCCGUAUAAGUAUGUAUGUUGCGAUGACGAAUACCCCGAUGACGUUGGUGAGCCUUCAGCUGCGUGUACUGAUCCUUCAGCUUCCUCAAGAACACACGAACCACACAUUGGUGACCAUGUCGAGCAAGAUGCCGUUCUCCCGAAGAAAAGAUCACCAGUGCAUCCGAGGACGGUACAUGGUCAGGAGAGGCCAUAUAAGUAUGUAUGCAAGUGUGUGCCUUGCUGGUUGAAACGGACUGCCAAUGUAGUGCGGUCAUGGUGUGUUCCUGAGACCAGCAACCUUAAGAAGCGGGCAUCGGCAGACGUGCAUAGGGUGCGCGUGGCGGGCGCUGUCCCGGAAGAUGUGUUCUUUGAACACAUAUCAGGCGCAGUCCUGGUUCACAUUGCUAACGAGGGAACUUUUCCAAGUUCAAGUUGCGAUGACGAAUACCCCGAUGACGUUGGUGAGCCUUCAGCUGCGUGUACUGAUCCUUCAGCUUCCUCAAGAACACACGAACCACACAUUGGUGACCAUGUCGAGCAAGAUGCCGUUCUCCCGAAGAAGAGAUCACCAGUUUAUCCGAGGACGGUGCACGGUCAGGAGAGGCCGUAUAAGAAUUGGGUGCCUUGCUGGUUGAAAGGGACUGCCAAUGUAGUGCGGUCAUGGUGUGUUCCUGAGGCCAGCAACCUUGAGAAGCGGGCCUCGGCAGACGUGCAUCCUGUGCGCGUGGCGGGCGCUGUCCCGGAAGAUGUGUUCUUCGAACACAUAUCAGGCGCAGUCCUGGUUCACAUUGCUAACGAGGGAACUUUUCCAAGUUCAAAUUGCGAUGACGAAUACCCUGAUGACGUAGGUGAGCCUUCAGCUGCGUGUACUGAUCUUUCUUCUUCCUCAAGAACACACGAACCACACAUUGGUGACCAUGUCGAGCAAGAUGCCGUUCUCCCGAAGAAAAGAUCACCAGUGCAUCCGAGGACGGUACAUGGUCAGGAGAGGCCAUAUAAGUAUGUAUGUUGCGAUGACGAAUACCCCGAUGACGUUGGUGAGCCUUCAGCUGCGUGUACUGAUCCUUCAGCUUCCUCAAGAACACACGAACCACACAUUGGUGACCAUGUCGAGCAAGAUGCCGUUCUCCCGAAGAAAAGAUCACCAGUGCAUUCGAGGACGGUACAUGGUCAGGAGAGGCCAUAUUGCGAUGACGAAUACCCUGAUGACGUAGGUGAGCCUUCAGCUGCGUGUACUGAUCUUUCUGCUUCCUCAAGAACACACGAACCACAUAUUGGUGACUAUGGCGAGCAAGAUGCCGUUCUCCUGAAGAAGAGAUCACCAGUGCAUCCGAGGACGGUGCACGGUCAGGAGAGGCCGUAUAAAAAUCAUAGUGGGUGGUUUCGAUCCUUACCCGCCUUCUAUAAAAGAAAGGCCUCAGUGUGCCACCGGCUCUGUUGCUGCUCGGACGAUGACAAGAAAGGUGGUUGGUGUCGAGGCCGCAUACUGCCAGUUCCUGAUUGCGAUGACGAAUACUCCGAUGAGGUUGGUGAGCCUUCAGCUGCGUGUACUGAUCCUUCUGCUUCCUCAAGAACACACGAACCACAUAUUGGUGACUAUGGCGAGCAAGAUGCCGUUCUCCCGAAGAAGAGAUCACCUGUUUAUCCGAGGACAGUGCACGGUCAGGAGAGGCCGUAUAAGUAUGUAUAUUUUGAUGACGAGUACCCUGAUGACGUUGGUGAGCCUUCAGCUGCGUGUACUGAUCCUUCAGCUUCCUCAAGAUCACACGAACCACACAUUGGUGACCACGUCGAGCAAGAUGCCGUUCUCCCGAAGAAAAGAUCACCAGUGCAUCCGAGGACGGUACAUGGUCAGGAGAGGCCAUAUAAGUAUGUAUGCAAGUGUGUGCCUUGCUGGUUGAAACGGACUGCCAAUGUAGUGCGGUCAUGGUGUGUUCCUGAGGCCAGCAACCUUAAGAAGCGGGCCUCGGCAGACGUGCAUAGGGUGCGCGUGGCGGGCGCUGUCCCGGAAGAUGUGAUCUUUGAACACAUAUCAGGCGCAGUCCUGGUUCACAUUGCUAACGAGGGAACUUUUACAAGUUCAAAUAUGAGAAUGUAUUGCGAUGACGAAUACCCCGAUGAGGUUGGUGAGCCUUCAGCUGCGUGUACUGAUCCUUCUGCUUCCUCAAGAACACACGAACUACAUAUUGGUGACUAUGGCGAGCAAGAUGCCGUUCUCCUGAAGAAGAGAUCACCAGUGCAUCCGAGGACGGUGCACGGUCAGGAGAGGCCGUAUAAAAAUCAUAGUGGGUGGUUUCGAUCCCCACCCGCCUUCUAUAAAAGAAAGGCCUCAGUGUGCCACCGGCUCUGUUGCUGCUCGGACGAUGACAAGAAAGGUGGUUGGUGUCGAGGCCGCAUACUGCCAGUUCCUGAUUGCGAUGACGAAUACCCUGAUGACGUUGGUGAGCCUUCAGCUGCGUGUACUGAUCCUUCAGCUUCCUCAAGAACACACGAACCACAUAUUGGUGACCAUGGCGAGCAAGAUGCCGUUCUCCCGAAGAAGAGAUCACCAGUGCAUCCGAGGACGGUGCACGGUCAGGAGAGGCCGUAUAAGUAUGUAUAUUGCGAUGACGAAUACCCCGAUGAGGUUGGUGAGCCUUCAGCUGCGUGUACUGAUCCUUCUGCUUCCUCAAGAACACACGAACUACAUAUUGGUGACUAUGGCGAGCAAGAUGCCGUUCUCCUGAAGAAGAGAUCACCAGUGCAUCCGAGGACGGUGCACGGUCAGGAUAGGCCGUAUAAAAAUCAUAGUGGGUGGUUUCGAUCCCCACCCGCCUUCUAUAAAAGAAAGGCCUCAGUGUGCCACGGGCUCUGUUGCUGCUCGGACGUUGAAGACAAGAAAGGUGGAUGCGCGCGUGAUAUGUUGGCUUGCGUGUGGUGUGAGGCAAGUGUCUGCCUUGCUGGUCGAAACGGACUGCCAAUGUGGUCCGGUCAUUCUGUGUUCCUGAGGCCAGUUCCUGAUUGCGAUGACGAAUACCCCGAUGAGGUUGGUGAGCCUUCAGCUGCGUGUACUGAUCCUUCUGCUUCCUCAAGAACACACGAACUACAUAUUGGUGACUAUGGCGAGCAAGAUGCCGUUCUCCUGAAGAAGAGAUCACCAGUGCAUCCGAGGACGGUGCACGGUCAGGAUAGGCCGUAUAAAAAUCAUAGUGGGUGGUUUCGAUCCCCACCCGCCUUCUAUAAAAGAAAGGCCUCAGUGUGCCACGGGCUCUGUUGCUGCUCGGACGUUGACAAGAAAGGUGGUUGGUGUCGACGCCGCAUACUGUGA